Messenger RNA from Eleginops maclovinus (Patagonian blennie), 3090 nucleotides. Its product is annotated as sodium-dependent neutral amino acid transporter B(0)AT3-like. Lineage: Eukaryota; Metazoa; Chordata; Actinopteri; Perciformes; Eleginopidae. The record is from RefSeq and is a predicted model, not a curated record. Gene Ontology annotation, cellular component: plasma membrane. The transcript is spliced from 12 exons. Gene Ontology annotation, biological process: sodium ion transmembrane transport. Bases 291 to 2150 code for a protein of 619 amino acids.
GUAUCUGUCAUGACACACAAUCAUGGUGUCUUUUUAUUGAAGGCAUGGUCUCAUAUGGUUCCUUUUAAGCCGGUGUAACAUUGAUACAUCAUCAGGUUACUCAUUAAUCUGAAGCACACUCACAUUUUUAAAUAACAAACACCAAAGCUGGAUCUUAAAGGACAUUAAAGGACAGCCCACUUUAGAGUGAGACUGAGGACCAGAGGAGCAGUGGAUAUCGCUGAGGCUAAACAUUGAAACGUUUGUGUACGUUUAGGUGAGUUGCGUCCUGGACUGGAAGCCAGCAUAGGAUGGGCAAAACAAAUGACUCUGAGGUGGAGGAGAGACCCAAAUGGGACAACAAGACUGAGUACAUGCUAACGUGUAUCGGCUUUGCAGUGGGAGUUGGAAACGUCUGGCGUUUUCCUUACCUGUGCCAAAUCUAUGGAGGAGGUGCAUUCCUCAUCCCCUACCUGAUCGCGCUGGUGUUUGAGGGCCUCCCUCUGCUCUACCUGGAGAUGGCUAUUGGACAGAGGCUCCGUAUGGGCAGCAUCGGCGUCUGGAACUCCAUCUCACCACUCCUUGGUGGAGUCGGAAUCGCCUCCAUGAUAGUGUCCUUCCUGGUGAGCAUUUUCUACAACACGCUCCUGGCCUGGGUGAUGUGGUACUUCUUUCACUCGUUCCAAAACCCCCUGCCCUGGAGCCAGUGCCCGCUCAAUGAUAACCUCACAGGCUACAAUGAGGAGUGUGUGAAGAGCACUCCAGCAAACUACUUCUGGUACCGUGAGACCCUGAACAUCACACCUGACAUCGACAACAGUGGCUCCCUGCAUUGGUGGCUGGUCAUCUGUCUGGCCAGCGCUUGGUGCGUGGUCUACAUCUGCUUCAUCAGAGGCAUCCAGUCCAUUGGAAAGGCUGUGUACGUGACAACAACAUUCCCUUACCUGGUGCUGACUAUCUUCCUGAUCCGGGCCCUCACUCUGCCUGGAGCUACUGAUGGACUGGUGUACCUCUUCACUCCUGAUUGGGAGAUCCUGAAGAACCCUCAGGUGUGGCUGGACGCUGCCACGCAGAUCUUCUUCUCUCUAUCGGUAGCCUUUGGAGGUCUGAUAGCUUUCUCCAGCUAUAAUGAAGAGAGGAACAACUGCGAAAGGGAUGCUGUUCUAGUCGGAGUAAUAAACAGCGCCACCUCUCUCUAUGCCUCCAUUUCCAUCUUCUCCAUCCUGGGGUUUAAAGCGAACUCCGCCUACAACUCCUGUAACGAGGAAAACAUCUUGAUUCUGACCAACCACUUUGAGUUUUCUGACCAGAACAUAACAGUGGAGAACUAUGAUCACUGGUUUAAGUAUCUAAAUCGUUCAUAUCCAGGUGAGGUGGCCGGUUUGGACCUGAAGCACUGUGACUUGCAAACAUUUCUCGACCAGAGCGCAUCGGGUACCGGCCUGGCUUUUAUUGUGUUGAGCGAAGCAGUGGUUGCGAUGCCAGGCUCACAGAUAUGGGCCAUACUGUUCUUCACCAUGCUCUUCAGCUUGGGUCUGUCUUCCAUGUUUGGCAACUUAGAGGGAGCCCUCACGCCUGUCAACGACCUCAACCUAUUUCCCAAGUGGAUCCCUAAUGAACUCGUAACAGCAAUCAUCUGUUUGAUAUCCUUCUCGACGGCUCUCAUCUUCACCCUGGGUUCGGGGAACUACUGGUUUGAGAUCUUUAACGGCUACGUGGGCUCCGUACCACUCCUCAUCGUUGCACUCUUUGAGAUUAUUGGAAUCAUUUAUGUCUAUGGAAUGAAAAAGUUCAGUGAAGACAUCUAUUUCAUGACUGGGAGGAAGCCCAACAUCUUCUGGAAGGCCUGCUGGAUGGUGAUCAGUCCGUUGAUGCUCCUGGUGGUGUUGGUUGCAUACGUUGUCGUUCAGGCACAGAAACGACCCUCUUAUCCCACUUGGAACCCGGACUACGAACUAUUCCCAAAAUUCGAGGUAAAGCAAUAUCCAGACUGGGUGUUUGCCAUCAUCAUCCUCCUCAGUCUGCUACCUGUGAUUUCCAUCCCACUGGUGGCUCUCUACAAACUGAUCUCCUGCAGAAUGAAAAAGUCCUCCGCUCGUGCUCUACAUAGUCCCUACUGCAACGACGGUUUUCAGGUUGAACAGGAGGAACGGAAGAACCGGAGGGCUUAAAAAAAAAGGGCAUAAUCCUGUUCAUUGUCACUGCUACUGUGGAAUUUGCAUCCUAAUUCACCAGAAAGCUGACAAAAUCAGUCAUGCUGAAGUGUAUUAUAGAUGUUUCUAUGAUUUUUGAGGUUUACAUUUACCCUGACGAAUCACAUUUGCUUCCUUGAUAAUAUAACUGGAUUUAUUUAACAGUGAAAGUUGUUCCUUUGUACAUUGUUGUGCAGUGAACAUGAUGUAAAUAAACAAUUUACCACAUCAUAUUGAAUCAUAUAGCCAUGUCAAAAAGUCAUUGCAUGAGAUAUAGAUAACCGUGAGUGCUGACAAUAUUUCUGUGUACUGAUUGACAUAGGUGAUGUCAUGUCUGCCUUGUGGAAAACUACCACAAAGUGUAAAUCAAAGUCCACAGAGGAAAGCAGCAGCGGUAUGAGACGGGGUCUAGUAAAGUGGCUGGAUGAUUUUCAACUAUCCAUCUUUAUAUCUGCUGUUUUAUAGGGUGUGUUUAGGACUGAGGUUUAUCACUUUACCUCUCUAAAGCCUUUUCCCUCACAUUGUGAAAUGGAUAAAUUACAUUUUUAUUUUGUUCUGUCACUUUUGUUGACACAUUUAUAAAGAAAGGUAGACACAACUCCAGACAUAAGUAUGUAGUCCAGCUUCUCUAAAAGGUUUGUCUAUACCUUUGAGCUGCUGUGGCUUUCAUGGUUGUGUUGGGAGCUGUAUUUUGGGCGUCUACAUCUGGAUGGCGAAGAAUUCGUCAGGGGUCCUGGGGUUAGUGGCCUGUCGGACCCUGGCCAGCCUCAGAUCCCCCAGACGCUGCUCAAGACUGCGCUUCCCUGUCAAGACAGCAGAGGACACUUUUUUAUUUUUCCCUCGUUAAUGGUGAGAUGUAAUAUUCAAGCAUCAAUUAACAAUGUCUGUACAUUUGGAUUAAAAAGGGAAUGGCCUUACG